AUGCAGACUGCGGCAACAAAUUCGAGUGAUGUUAUCGAAGGCAGCGAAACAGCAGCAGGAUGGGUGGGUCUAACUCAGGAAGGCUCAUCUGCGGGUUCAGCAGCAGCGGCGGAGGGGAAGCAGCGAGCUAUAGGCACGGUCCCAACCGCUCUUUCCAACCAGCCGCUCCCCCCACGCUUCCCGCCUCAGGCGCCGUCCGUUAUGGAAGAGGUAAUCCGCGCAUGGGGCGCCGUGAGAACCGCCGCAGCAGGCGCCGCAGCUGCCGCUACAAGCGCGGUCAUCCGCGCUCCCGCCACUGCUGCCGCUGCUCCUCCGCGGAUCCCGCCUUCCGCAGCGCCUUCGCUCUCCGCCAUGGCGCCGCCCGACGUGCCUCCCGCGCUGAUCGCGGUGAUUGAAAAGGCUCUGCAGGAGGUGGCGAGGGGUGCGAAGGGAGAAGGGAGGGACGGAGGGACGGAGAGGCAGAGGGGGGGAAAAGGGGUGUUGCAGCUGCAGCGACUGGUGGCCGGGAUGUGCCGAUUGGAGGGGAUUCGCGCGGUGGGGGGGGGAGACGCAGAGGCGCGGAGUGCAGGCGGAAAGGACGAGGCGGAGACAAACGAGAGUGAGGGAGUGGGGAAGGGCGCGGAGGGAGGGAGUGAUGCAGGUGCAGUGGGGGCGGAGGAACGAGACGCAGCUGCUGCGGUGGUGGUGGCAACCCUUCUAGCCAUCAUGGGGUGCACGCACGAGGGGGACGACGUGCAGGAGGCGGACGGCAGUGGCGAGAGCAGGGGCGCGGAGCGGCGGAGGAAUGGCAAGGUGCCUGGGCCUGUCAUCAUGAUGUGUGCCGAGGCCGCUGUGCUGGCCGCCGCGCUGCUGCCGUGGCUGCCAUGCCAUGACUGCCGCCCGCCUGGGGUCACCGCCAGUGGAACAGUGAGUGAUGCAGCAGCGAGGGAAGCAGCAGCAGAGAGAGGAGAUGGCGAGGAGAGUGCCAAGACAGAGGCAGGCGCAGCGGCAGGGGCAGCUGGAUCGGGAACAGGUGCAAGGUGGGCGGCAGGGGCAGUGGUGGCAAGUGGGAGGUCCCCGCGCACGCGCGUGGCACGAGUGCUGGCCACGGCGCUCUCCUCCUGCACGCGCAACCGUGCCAUGUGCGCUGCCGCUCGCCUCACCUCCUCCCUCCUCGCCUCCCUCCGCAUCAUCCUCCUGGGCGGCGUGCGGGCCAAUGGGUCGCUGCCACCUGGUGCUGCCCUGCUGGAUGAAGCACCGUUGCCGGUGGAGCCGAAUGAGAGCAGCGCAAGGGAGGGUGCGGGCGAGGGUGGUGCUGCGCUGUAUGGUGCAGCUGAGGCUGCGUGGGAUGCUCGGCCUGUGCUGGCGGCGCUGCAGUCUCUGGCGUCUCACUCCGUGUCCGUGGGCGAGCUGCGCCAGUGGAUGGCGUCCGUUGUUGCUCUCACCGCCUCUCCCCCCGCUGCCAGCACCCCACCUGCCUCCAUGGCAUCAACAGGAACAGGGGCAGCCGGGAUGGCAGGGGGAGGAGGAGGCGGAGAGAAGGGGGUAAGAGGCGGAGCAGGGGGAGGGGAGUGGGUGAGGCAAGAGAGGGCGGGUGCGCUGCUGGAUGCGCUGCAGGGGGCGAUGGAGGGGGAGGAGGUGAGGGCGCCCGCAUACACCUUCGAGCUGGACGGCGAGAGCUCAGGGCUGCUGGGGCCCGGCGACAGCAAGUGGCCGUUCGGCAACGGGUAUGCGUUUGCGACGUGGAUCUACGUGGAGUCCUUCUACGACACCGAGAGCUCCGCUGUGGGCGCCGCUGCCAUGGCCGCCGCCAUCGCUGCCGCCGCCACCGCCAAGGUCGGCCGCACCUCUGCGGUCUCCGCUGCUGCAGCCGCGAGCGCACUGGCAGGGGAGGGGCUGAUGCACAUGCCGCGGCUGUACAGCUUCCUGACGGCAGAGAGCGAGGGCGUGGAGGCGUACUUCCACCGCGAGUACCUCAUUGUCGAGUCCUCCACGCACCGCGGCUCCAAGAGCACCUUCCACUUCUCGCACGCGUUUGAGGCGCAGCGCUGGUACUUCAUAGGGCUGGAGCACGUGUUCAAGCCGUCGCUGCUGGGCAAGGCGGAGUGCCACAUGCGGCUGUACGUGGACGGGCGCCUCACAGAGUCCCUCCCGCUCGACCUCCCGCGCAUCUCCCGCCCGCUCGGCUUCCUGUGCAUCGGCACCAACCCGCCCGCCGCCAUGGCGGGGCUGCAGCGGCGGCGCAAGCAGUGCCCGCUGUUUGCGGAGGUGGGGCCCGUGUACAUCUUCAAGGAGCCCAUCGGCGCCGAGCGCAUGAUGCGCCUCGCCGCGCGCGGCGGGGACCACCUGCCGUGCUUUGGCGCGGGGGCGGGCGUGCCGGCGCUGGUGAGCAGCGACCAGCUCAUGCUGGCAGCCGAUGAUGCAUACAGCCUCGACUCCGACCUCGCCCCCCGCCUGCACCUGCUCUACCACCCGCGCCUCCUGCUUGGCCGAUUCUGUCCGGACGCCUCCCCUGCCAGUGCUGCCGGGGUGCACAGGCGGCCGGCUGAAGUGCUGGGGCAUGUGCAUGUGGCGGCCAGGCACCGAGUGCCGGAGGCCAUCUGGCAGGCGGGGCAGGGGGGGCCGCUGGCGCUGCUCACUCUCGCCAUUCACGCCGUGCACCCGGACUCGUUCCUCCCGCUGCCGCUGGCUCUCUCUGCGGAUCCGCCUGCUGCAGUGGCUGCAGCGACGCUGCUGCCGCGUGUGCUGGGGCUGGUGGGGCGGGCGAUGCGGCACGGCAUGAACAGGGAGGAGAUCAGGGGAGGGGCUCCCGCCAUGCUGGCGCUCAUGCUCGCAUAUGGGCUCAGUACGUGCGCCCAAGGGGGGGUGGCGGGUGGUGCUGGGGCGGGGGGUGGUAACAGUGCGGACAAGGAGGUGAGUGAGCAGCAGGGUGCAGCGGUGGCGGUGCGUGGCACGGAUGAGGAUGACCCGCCGUACGACAACCAGCUGGCGGCGGCAGCUGCAGCACUCACCAUGGCACCACGCUUCGGUGACCCGUUAAAGCCGCACCUCUUCCUGCACCUGCUGCUGCACCUGCCUCUGUGGGCGUCGUGCCCCCUGGCUGUGCAGCAGCAGGUGCUGUCGUCGCUGGCCGCCGUUGCAGUGCGCGAGCAGCACACGCUGAGAGCAGCAGGCGCGCUGCCCGUGCUGCUGGAUGGGUGCCGGCGCUGCUACUGGGUGCAGCUGGAAGCCAUGUCCCUGCCCCUCGGCCCCGCCUCCUCUCGCUCUGCCACUCCGUCGUCAAUGAAGAGCCCGGGGGCACAAGAGACUGGUGGAGGAGGAGAGGAGGAGGGGGAGGUGGUGGCGGGGCAGCAUGCGCGGAUGGGCGAGGUGAACGCGCUGGUGGAUGCCGUGAUGGGCGUGCUGGAGCUGCUGCUCGCCACCAGCUCUGCCCCCGCCAUGGCGGCUGACAUGCGCACACUCGUUGCCUUCCUGCUCGACUGCCCACACCCCAACCAGAUGGUGCGAGUGCUGCUGCUGGUGUACCGCCUCCUAUCCCACCCCAACGCCGCGAGAGCAGCUGGCUUCUCCGUGCAGUUCCUGGCAGCGGGCGGCGCCCACAUGCUGCUGGCGCUGCUGCUAAGGGAGAGCCAGUGGGGCGACGCGUGUCCCCUGCUCUUCCCCCCCGUGCCUUGUAAGGCCCAGGCGGCCCGUGUGAAGGAGGUGGUGGGGGAAGAGAAGGGCGAUGGUGGGGUGACGGUUGGAGGAGUGAAGGGUAAGGAUGGAGGUGUGGCGGAGGACGCGGCCAGCAGUAGUGUGGAGGGCAGUGCAGGCACCGGGGGCGACGGUGCUGAUAGUGCUGCUGUGGAGGGUGGAGAUUCCACAGACAAGGAAGGUGCUCGAUCAGCCGCAGAAGCAGCAGGCAUGGCAGCAAGCACAACAACUGAAGCAGAAGCAGCAGAUGCGAGUGGGUGUGGGGGAAAAGGGCCGAGUGCAGAGCUGAAGGUGGACGUGCCACGAGGCAGCAGCAACAGCACCACUUCUCAGGCGCUCUCCCCCAAAGCACCCACCCCGAACCCCGCCACCCCCGCCGCCUCCACCCCCGCCUCCUGGCAAGCCUUCUUCGACCCCUUUGGCACCCGGGCCGACCCCCCAGAGGCAGAAGCGAAAGCAGCGGAUCGGCAGACAGCAGCUGCUGGCAGCAGCGGCGAGGAGGGGGCGAAGGAGACACGAGCAGGGGGGACGGACUUGGAGGCAGCAGAGGAGGCGAAGGAGGAGAGGGAGGAGCGGAUCCCUGAGCCGCGAACGGGGGUGGACGUGGCUGGUGAGAUCCUGAGGAAGCUUCAGCAGCGAGGGCUGUUCCAAGCGUCGCACAUGAGCAUUCUCGCCCCGGGACCCGCCGGGAACAGCGUCACAGUGGCCCCCUCUGUGCGCAUCCGGCAGCCCUUGGGCAGCAGCAGAGCAGCAGGCGCCAAGGGCUCUCACGGGCUCUCAGGGGAUGUGAUGGUGGCAGCAGCCGCGCUCUCCCUCUCUGGCAGUGGCACGCGCAGUGGCAGUGGGCGCCGCCUCGCCUCCUCCGCUUACGGCGAGCAGUCCUUGCUCGCACCGAAGUCAAACGACUUCCCCCUCACGGACGGCCCAGAUGGGAUCUUCCUCGCAGUGGUGUCGAUCCUAGGGCUGUUAGCGGAGGGAGGGUACAUUCGGCUCAGCAGCCCGGCUGUGCUGGGGCUGGUGCCGGGGGGGGCGGGAGCAGGGCUGGGGUCGGUAGUGGCGGAUAGAGGGGUGGGGGAGCGCAAUAACGUGGGGGCGUGGGCGGUGUACGGCGUGCAGAGGGCGCUGCAGCUGGCGCCUGACAGGCUGCUCACGCCUGCCGUGUACCAUGCCAUCAUGACCGCCGUGCUGCGCUCCGAGGUGAGACGCAUGCGAGGUGCCAGCCGAGUGGCUGGCAUUUCUUCCCCCAAGAGGCUGCUCACGCCUGCUGUGUACCAUGUGCUCUUUGACUGCUGUGCUGCGAUGAGAGGGAAGAAUGGAACGAGAGCAAGGGAAGAAUGGAACGAGAGCAAGGGAAGAAUGGAACGAGAGCAAGGGAAGAUGGAACGAGAGCAAGGGAAGAAUGGAACGAGAGCAGGGAAGAAUGGAACGAGAGCAAGGGAAGAAUGGAACGAGAGCAAGGGAAGAAUGGAACGAGAGCAAGGGAAGAAUGGAACGAGAGCAAGGGAAGAAUGGAACGAGAGCAAGGGAAGAAUGGAACGAGAGCAAGGGAAGAAUGGAACGAGAGCAAGGGAAGAAUGGAACGAGAGCAAGGGAAGAAUGGAACGAGAGCAAGGGAAGAAUGGAACGAGAGCAAGGGAAGAAUGGAACGAGAGCAAGGGAAGAAUGGAACGAGAGCAAGGGAAGAUGGAACGAGAGCAAGGGAAGAAUGGAACGAGAGCAAGGGAAGAAUGGAACGAGAGCAAGGGAAGAAUGGAACGAGAGCAAGGGAAGAAUGGAACGAGAGCAAGGAAAGAAUGGAACGAGAGCAAGGGAAGAAUGGAACGAGAGCAAGGGAAGAAUGGAACGAGAGCAAGGGAAGAAUGGAACGAGAGCAAGGGAAGAAUGGAACGAGAGCAAGGGAAGAAUGGAACGAGAGCAAGGGAAGAAUGGAACGAGAGCAAGGGAAGAAUGGAACGAGAGCAAGGGAAGAAUGGAACGAGAGCAAGGGAAGAAUGGAACGAGAGCAAGGGAAGAAUGGAACGAGAGCAAGGGAAGAAUGGAACGAGAGCAAGGGAAGAAUGGAACGAGAGCAAGGGAAGAAUGGAACGAGAGCAAGGGAAGAAUGGAACGAGAGCAAGGGAAGAAUGGAACGAGAGCAAGGGAAGAAUGGAACGAGAGCAAGGGAAGAAUGGAACGAGAGCAAGGGAAGAAUGGAACGAGAGCAAGGGAAGAAUGGAACGAGAGCAAGGGAAGAAUGGAACGAGAGCAAGGGAAGAAUGGAACGAGAGCAAGGGAAGAAUGGAACGAGAGCAAGGGAAGAAUGGAACGAGAGCAAGGGAAGAAUGGAACGAGAGCAAGGGAAGAAUGGAACGAGAGCAAGGGAAGAAUGGAACGAGAGCAAGGGAAGAAUGGAACGAGAGCAAGGGAAGAAUGGAACGAGAGCAAGGGAAGAAUGGAACGAGAGCAAGGGAAGAAUGGAACGAGAGCAAGGGAAGAAUGGAACGAGAGCAAGGGAAGAAUGGAACGAGAGCAAGGGAAGAAUGGAACGAGAGCAAGGGAAGAAUGGAACGAGAGCAAGGGAAGAAUGGAACGAGAGCAAGGGAAGAAUGGAACGAGAGCAAGGGAAGAAUGGAACGAGAGCAAGGGAAGAAUGGAACGAGAGCAAGGGAAGAAUGGAACGAGAGCAAGGGAAGAAUGGAACGAGAGCAAGGGAAGAAUGGAACGAGAGCAAGGGAAGAAUGGAACGAGAGCAAGGGAAGAAUGGAACGAGAGCAAGGGAAGAAUGGAACGAGAGCAAGGGAAGAAUGGAACGAGAGCAAGGGAAGAAUGGAACGAGAGCAAGGGAAGAAUGGAACGAGAGCAAGGGAAGAAUGGAACGAGAGCAAGGGAAGAAUGGAACGAGAGCAAGGGAAGAAUGGAACGAGAGCAAGGGAAGAAUGGAACGAGAGCAAGGGAAGAAUGGAACGAGAGCAAGGGAAGAAUGGAACGAGAGCAAGGGAAGAAUGGAACGAGAGCAAGGGAAGAAUGGAACGAGAGCAAGGGAAGAAUGGAACGAGAGCAAGGGAAGAAUGGAACGAGAGCAAGGGAAGAAUGGAACGAGAGCAAGGGAAGAAUGGAACGAGAGCAAGGGAAGAAUGGAACGAGAGCAAGGGAAGAAUGGAACGAGAGCAAGGGAAGAAUGGAACGAGAGCAAGGGAAGAAUGGAACGAGAGCAAGGGAAGAAUGGAACGAGAGCAAGGGAAGAAUGGAACGAGAGCAAGGGAAGAAUGGAACGAGAGCAAGGGAAGAAUGGAACGAGAGCAAGGGAAGAAUGGAACGAGAGCAAGGGAAGAAUGGAACGAGAGCAAGGGAAGAAUGGAACGAGAGCAAGGGAAGAAUGGAACGAGAGCAAGGGAAGAAUGGAACGAGAGCAAGGGAAGAAUGGAACGAGAGCAAGGGAAGAAUGGAACGAGAGCAAGGGAAGAAUGGAACGAGAGCAAGGGAAGAAUGGAACGAGAGCAAGGGAAGAAUGGAACGAGAGCAAGGGAAGAAUGGAACGAGAGCAAGGGAAGAAUGGAACGAGAGCAAGGGAAGAAUGGAACGAGAGCAAGGGAAGAAUGGAACGAGAGCAAGGGAAGAAUGGAACGAGAGCAAGGGAAGAAUGGAACGAGAGCAAGGGAAGAAUGGAACGAGAGCAAGGGAAGAAUGGAACGAGAGCAAGGGAAGAAUGGAACGAGAGCAAGGGAAGAAUGGAACGAGAGCAAGGGAAGAAUGGAACGAGAGCAAGGGAAGAAUGGAACGAGAGCAAGGGAAGAAUGGAACGAGAGCAAGGGAAGAAUGGAACGAGAGCAAGGGAAGAAUGGAACGAGAGCAAGGGAAGAAUGGAACGAGAGCAAGGGAAGAAUGGAACGAGAGCAAGGGAAGAAUGGAACGAGAGCAAGGGAAGAAUGGAACGAGAGCAAGGGAAGAAUGGAACGAGAGCAAGGGAAGAAUGGAACGAGAGCAAGGGAAGAAUGGAACGAGAGCAAGGGAAGAAUGGAACGAGAGCAAGGGAAGAAUGGAACGAGAGCAAGGGAAGAAUGGAACGAGAGCAAGGGAAGAAUGGAACGAGAGCAAGGGAAGAAUGGAACGAGAGCAAGGGAAGAAUGGAACGAGAGCAAGGGAAGAAUGGAACGAGAGCAAGGGAAGAAUGGAACGAGAGCAAGGGAAGAAUGGAACGAGAGCAAGGGAAGAAUGGAACGAGAGCAAGGGAAGAAUGGAACGAGAGCAAGGGAAGAAUGGAACGAGAGCAAGGGAAGAAUGGAACGAGAGCAAGGGAAGAAUGGAACGAGAGCAAGGGAAGAAUGGAACGAGAGCAAGGGAAGAAUGGAACGAGAGCAAGGGAAGAAUGGAACGAGAGCAAGGGAAGAAUGGAACGAGAGCAAGGGAAGAAUGGAACGAGAGCAAGGGAAGAAUGGAACGAGAGCAAGGGAAGAAUGGAACGAGAGCAAGGGAAGAAUGGAACGAGAGCAAGGGAAGAAUGGAACGAGAGCAAGGGAAGAAUGGAACGAGAGCAAGGGAAGAAUGGAACGAGAGCAAGGGAAGAAUGGAACGAGAGCAAGGGAAGAAUGGAACGAGAGCAAGGGAAGAAUGGAACGAGAGCAAGGGAAGAAUGGAACGAGAGCAAGGGAAGAAUGGAACGAGAGCAAGGGAAGAAUGGAACGAGAGCAAGGGAAGAAUGGAACGAGAGCAAGGGAAGAAUGGAACGAGAGCAAGUGUUUGUCCUCAACGUUUGCUAUCAUUCUUUCUCUCCCCCCCAUUGGUUCUCCCCCCUCUUGUGUUCCGCCCUCCAUCCUCCCGUGCAUUUCCCACUCAUCGCAUGCAUUCGCCCCUGCCCGCUUCCCUGCAGUCAUCCACAUCAGCGCAAGCAGCUGCCAGCACCACCACCGCCAGUGCGGGCGAGGCUGCCACAGCAGCAGCAGGGCGGAGGGUGCUCCCACCCGACACGGUCUUGGCGGAGUCGCAGCUGCAGCUGCUGCUGGCGCUGCUCAGAGCGCUGCCCUCUGCCUCUCCUCGCACGCAACUCGCCAUUCUGCAGGCAAGCCUUUUCCCCCUUGCCCUCCCAUGCUCUCUCCACGCACUCCACAUGCUCUUUCUAUUCUUUACUCCAAUCACAUCUGCUCCCUCUGCCUGCCCAUACUGCUCCCCACAUCAGAUGUUGCUGCUGUGCCUCUGCUUGUGAAUCGCCUCAAUAGGUCCUCCCCUCCAACCAUGCUCACCGCACCCCACCCACCCACAGGACGUACUGCUGCUGGUGUCGCUGAGUGGCAGCAACCGCCGCCAGCUGUCAUGCCUGCCAGAGUGGCCCGAGUGGCUUCUCGAGAUCCUGCUGGACAACCUCGAGCUGCACCAUCCGUCCCUUGCACUCCCUUCUUGCCCGUCUCCCAUCUUCCCUUUUCCCUCAUCUACUUGUCUCCCAUCUUCCCUUUUCCCUCAUCUACUUGUCUCCCAUCUUCCCUUUUCCCUCAUCUACUUGUCUCCCAUCUUCCCUUUUCCCUCAUCUACUUGUCUCCCAUCUUCCCUUUUCCCUCAUCUACUUGUCUCCCAUCUUCCCUUUUCCCUCAUCUACUUGUCUCCCAUCUUCCCUUUUCCCUCAUCUACUUGUCUCCCAUCUUCCCUUUUCCCUCAUCUACUUGUCUCCCAUCUUCCCUUUUCCCUCAUCUACUUGUCCUUCUCACCGCUCCUUCUCACCUCCGCUUGUCUUCUGCGCUGCAGCGACUGCCUGCUGGCGCCUGCUCCAUCAGCAGCACUGAAGCUGCCUCUGCUGCGCACGGGAAGCAGCACGCGGCAGGGCAAGGCAAUGAGACACCCACGGCCGCUGCAAGUGGCACGGCAGGGGGAGGGGAGGGCGGGGAGGGGCGUGUGGAGGAGGCAGGUGCAGGUGGUGAUGGUGAUGGCAGUGGCGGGGCGGUUGACGAUAGUGGUGGUAGCAGAGGAGGGGGGUUGAGAGAGGAGCAGCGGGAGCGCGUGGAUGUGAACGAGAUGAUCUUCUCCUUCCUGGGCACCACCCAUAUUCUAACCUCUCUCUCCGCAUUCCCGUUUUUCCAUCAUGCCAUCAUGCCAUCAUGCCACCAUGCCAUCAUGCCAUCAUGCCACCAUGCCAUCAUGCCAUCAUGCCAUCAUGCCACCAUGCCAUCAUGCCAUCAUGCCACCAUGCCAUCAUGCCACCAUGCCACCAUGCCAUCAUGCCAUCAUGCCACCAUGCCACCAUGCCAUCAUGCCACCAUGCCAUCAUGCCAUCAUGCCACCAUGCCACCAUGCCAUCAUGCCAUCAUGCCAUCAUGCCACCAUGCCACCAUGCCACCAUGCCAUCAUGCCAUCAUGCCAUCAUGCCACCAUGCCAUCAUGCCACCAUGCCAUCAUGCCACCAUGCCAUCAUGCCACCAUGCCACCAUGCCAUCAUGCCAUCAUGCCACCAUGCCAUCAUGCCACCAUGCCACCAUGCCACCAUGCCAUCAUGCCACCAUGCCAUCAUGCCAUCAUGCCACCAUGCCACCAUGCCAUCAUGCCAUCAUGCCACCAUGCCACCAUGCCAUCAUGCCACCAUGCCAUCAUGCCAUCAUGCCACCAUGCCACCAUGCCAUCAUGCCAUCAUGCCACCAUGCCAUCAUGCCACCAUGCCACCAUGCCAUCAUGCCACCAUGCCACCAUGCCAUCAUGCCACCAUGCCAUCAUGCCAUCAUGCCACCAUGCCACCAUGCCAUCAUGCCAUCAUGCCACCAUGCCAUCAUGCCACCAUGCCACCAUGCCAUCAUGCCAUCAUGCCACCAUGCCAUCAUGCCACCAUGCCAUCAUGCCACCAUGCCACCAUGCCAUCAUGCCAUCAUGCCACCAUGCCACCAUGCCAUCAUGCCAUCAUGCCACCAUGCCACCAUGCCAUCAUGCCAUCAUGCCACCAUGCCACCAUGCCAUCAUGCCAUCAUGCCACCAUGCCAUCAUGCCACCAUGCCACCAUGCCAUCAUGCCAUCAUGCCAUCAUGCCACCAUGCCAUCAUGCCACCAUGCCAUCAUGCCAUCAUGCCACCAUGCCACCAUGCCAUCAUGCCACCAUGCCAUCAUGCCAUCAUGCCACCAUGCCACCAUGCCAUCAUGCCAUCAUGCCAUCAUGCCACCAUGCCACCAUGCCAUCAUGCCAUCAUGCCACCAUGCCACCAUGCCAUCAUGCCAUCAUGCCACCAUGCCAUCAUGCCAUCAUGGCACCAUGCCACCAUGCCAUCAUGCCAUCAUGCCAUCAUGCCACCAUGCCAUCAUGCCACCAUGCCAUCAUGCCAUCAUGCCACCAUGCCACCAUGCCAUCAUGGCACCAUGCCAUCAUGCCAUCAUGCCACCAUGCCACCAUGCCAUCAUGCCAUCAUGCCAUCAUGCCACCAUGCCACCAUGCCAUCAUGCCAUCAUGCCACCAUGCCACCAUGCCAUCAUGCCAUCAUGCCACCAUGCCAUCAUGCCACCAUGCCAUCAUGCCACCAUGCCAUCAUGCCAUCAUGCCACCAUGCCACCAUGCCAUCAUGCCAUCAUGCCACCAUGCCAUCAUGCCACCAUGCCAUCAUGCCAUCAUGGCAUGUGCAGGAGCUAGAGGCCUCAUUCCAUUGCCUUGAGUGGAUGGCUCUCAUUGGUGGAUCCAGCAUCGGCCCCGAGCGAGUCAAGCGAGAGGAGGGCAUGGCAACGGUGAAGCGGCGCCUGCUGCAUGGCGUCAUGGACUUCACUGCCGCCCACCUGCGCCUGCAGCCCCUGCCCCAUCGCCCACCCCUUAUCCUGCCCACCCACACCACCACCGCCAAGCAGGCUCAAGUGGAGGCCACAGCAGCAGCGGCAGCAGCGGCAGCAGCAGAGGCAGCAGCGCUGGCAUCGCCUCUCCCCAUAGACAUCCCCAUCUCGCCCACGCCCACCUCCCCACACGCGCGCGCUCCCGACCCGCUGCUCACGUCGCCCACGUCGGCAUGGCUGCUGGAGAACGCGGUGGCGCUGCUGAUGCUGCUCGAGGACUUCCUGCGCUUCCACGCCGCCGCCCGCUCGCCACUCGCCCUGCCCACCGUUGCCUUCGAUGCCGAUGACACCCUCCCCGGCUCCCGCCCUGCCGCCUGGCACGACGCCCCUGACUCCCCCACUGGAGCCUCCGCUGCUGCGGGAGUGGGGUCUGUGCUGCCAGGCACGACGGCCACAGCAGCGGCGGCGGCAGCAGCAGGGUUGAUGCCGCUGGCGGCGCAGCUGUCCAAUCCGUUGCUCUCCGCAGGCUCCUCCUCGCGGCGCCGCAGCCCCACUGAUCUGCUCACUCUCGAGAUGCUCACGCUCAUGGCGGAUAAUGCGGGCCAGCUCACUGCCCCCAUGCUGGACCGCAUAACUGCCUCCACCAGUGCAGAGCCCUUUGAGGGCGUGCGCUGCGCCCUGCCGACUUACGGGUCUAUUUCCCAGGAGUUACCCCUCAGUUGGGGGCACAGGAGCAAGCUGUGGUAUGGCGUGGCGGUGCCGCCCGAGGGGAAGGGGGGACCGGGGUGGGGCGGCGGGCGGGCGGCGUGGGCGGCAGCAGUGGAGAUUGACCCGGUGACGGGGCGGUGGCAGGACCUGCCUCUUGUGGUGAAGGCUGUGGGCAUGCUGCGAUCCAUGCUGCUGGACGAAGGGGAGGUGGGGCAGGGGGGCGAGAAGCAGGGGGGAAAGGGAGGUGCAGGGGCGGCGGAAGGGGUGUUGGCGGUGGUGGGGGGGAUAGCGAACAUGCUGGGAGGGGGGAGUGCGGGGGGCGUGUUGAACCGCGCGAGUCAGUUGCUUCUGGAGGACGACCAGACGCUGCUGACUGUCAUCCGCCUCGUGGCCGUGGCUGCCAGGGAGCUCAGUGACGUGGUGGACGUGGACCAGGGGGGGGACGGGGCAGCACCACAUGCAAAGGAGGGGCGAGUAGAUGGGGCGGGCGGGGGAGGGAUGGCGUGGGAGCGAGGUGAGAUGGAGGGCAUCUCUCCUGGCGUUCUCAGCUCGCUGCUCUGGCGGUACGUGCACGGCAGCCAUGACAUGCGCAUGCUCAUCUCUUGA
This is a messenger RNA of Closterium sp. Naga37s-1, 12687 nucleotides long. The record is from the annotation of a GenBank genome assembly. Lineage: Eukaryota; Viridiplantae; Streptophyta; Zygnematophyceae; Desmidiales; Closteriaceae.